AUGGACAGGAUAUCCACGCGCUUGGAACUGACAGACGCGGACUGCGCAUUCGGCGGGGAGCCUGCGGCCGGGCGCAACCCGAGUGCUUUUGACCUUGCUCAGUUCAAGAAUAGACACCCGCGCGCUCCACGUUCCUUCCCGAGCUGUCUGUGGGAUUUGUUUUCAGGACUUUUGGCUGCCAUUGAAUCCGUACUCGCGUCGCCGUCUCAAGGCGGCAGAGGUCUCGAUUCUUGUGCUGCGCUUCUAAAGCAGACUCGGGACGCAAUGGAGAGGCGUCUCUCGGCUGCUCGGCGCGACGCGUCUUCGUUGGACAAGGCCCUCGAAAGGCGACAGCCGCCUCCAGCAGACGACGGUGGCGUGGAAGCAUCUGGAGAAACCGCCGAAGAAUGUGUUUCGCGUGCGAGACACCGCGCAGGUCUUUCUCUUGUCUUUGUCAAUCUUCCAUCUCUUCUCUGCAGCGUCGCACACUUCGUCGCUGCUGCUGCGCGACCGCCACCCGGACAAACGCCAGGGUGCUUGUUAAGCGCGCCUUCUGGCGUGGAAACGAGAGACACAACCUCAGAUAAGCAUCAAAAAGAGCAAACAGAGCUGUACGAGAAAGGAUUGCUUGCUAGUCUAAAGCUUGUUCGUGCGGUAAUUCUGGAUGCGGCUGAGUCUACGGAUACUGAGCGCUAUCGGGCUCCGGUCGAGGAGUUUGAAACAGACCUUGUAGAGAAAGUGAUUGGCAUUUGCACACCUCCCAACAUGCUAUGGAAGCCAGAAGAUUUAGUGGGCGCAAGCAACCGAACUAAGCCGUACGAACGCCUCCUGCCGUCGUCCAUGGAAGGAUACGAGCUCGUCUUCGACGACGGAGUCGCAAAAGUUGCUGGCACCUUCAGCCCAGGCUUUAACAAGCCCGAAUUACCAAACAAGCAACGAAUCACCCCCGAACGCUCGAUUCGCGAUGCCGUCUUGCGUGUAGCCGCUCUUAUUGAGGCAAGUCAGGACAGCUUCGCCACCGCUCUGAUGUAG
Neospora caninum is the source of this 1011-nucleotide messenger RNA. RefSeq lists its product as hypothetical. Lineage: Eukaryota; Apicomplexa; Conoidasida; Eucoccidiorida; Sarcocystidae. The record is from RefSeq and is a predicted model, not a curated record. Bases 1 to 1011 code for a protein of 336 amino acids. The transcript has a single exon.